AAAGGUUGUAACGACGUUAUCGGCCACGCCCUCUCCGGAAAAGGAGGACAGGUUGAAGAUGGCGCUGUCCCUGAAGUACAUUCUCCGCUCAGGAAGGAAUGCUGUGUCGGUUCUUCGGCGGCAGGCCUUUCAUGGGAGCGCCCCGGCCGCGGUGCAGGUGACUGUUCGUGAUGCGUUGAACCAGGCCAUGGACGAGGAGCUGGAGAGGGAUGAGCGGGUUUUCCUCUUGGGAGAGGAGGUGGCUCAGUACGACGGCGCCUACAAGGUGAGCAGAGGUCUGUGGAAGAAGUAUGGAGACAAGCGCAUCAUCGACACUCCAAUUUCUGAGAUGGGCUUUACUGGUAUCGCGGUGGGAGCAGCCAUGGCCGGCUUGAGGCCCAUCUGUGAGUUCAUGACCUUCAACUUCUCCAUGCAAGCCAUUGAUCAGGUCAUCAACUCUGCGGCCAAGACAUACUACAUGUCUGCUGGCCUGCAGGCGGUUCCCAUUGUCUUCAGGGGGCCCAACGGGGCGUCAGCCGGCGUGGCUGCUCAGCACUCUCAGUGCUUCGCCGCCUGGUACGCUCACUGUCCAGGUCUGAAAGUUGUGAGUCCGUGGAGCUCAGAAGACGCCAAAGGUCUCCUGAAGGCUGCGAUCAGAGACGACAACCCAGUGGUCUUUCUGGAGAACGAGCUGCUGUACGGUGUUCCCUUCGAGAUGUCCGAUGAGUCUCAGUCGAAAGACUUCAUCAUUCCUAUCGGCAAGGCAAAGAUUGAGAGACAAGGGACUCAUGUCACGUUGGUCUCUCACUCCCGCUACGUUGGCCAUUGUCUGGACGCCGCCGCCGUCCUCACAAAGGAAGGAAUUGAGUGCGAGGUGAUCAACCUGCGGACGAUCCGUCCUAUGGAUGUGGAGAGCAUUGAGGCUAGCGUGAUGAAGACCAACCAUCUGGUGACAGUGGAAGGCGGAUGGCCACAGUUUGGUGUUGGAGCAGAGAUCUGCGCCAGGAUCAUGGAAGGUCCAGCCUUUAACUACCUGGAUGCUCCGGCUACCAGGGUGACGGGCGUCGACAUUCCCAUGCCAUAUGCUAAGAUCCUGGAGGACAACAGCGUGCCACAGAUCAAAGACAUCAUCUUCUCAGUCAAAAAGACUCUGAAUAUUGCUUGACCACACUGAAGAGCCGCUCAGGACAAAAAAAAACGCCCGAAUCCUCUUGACAGUAUGUGUUGUCACACACAGGUGUUAGUGGUAAAACAUUAAAACCCACUUUGUAAAUAAAAUUCAAGCUUUCCUUACAAAUGCUCCCAGUCACUUGACGGAACACCGUCUGCACUCAGAGCUGCUGAGAUGCUCUGCUUGAGUCAUCACCUCCACUGCAAACCAAGUAAACUUCCUCUUCAAAAUAAAAAUGUAUUCUUAUUCCAGUUUGAUCGUUGUGACAGUCAACAGGCCAGAAUUUGAGCCUUUUGUUGUUUUUACAAGUUCACUGAAUUCAUGAUCUUUAUUAAAUGUUAACUUAACACCCAUCCUACUCUAUAAAUGUUGUCAAUAAAUUGUACCUGGGAGUAAACUGAUGAGGCAGCUGAAGGUCAGCAGAAUUAUUUAAUGUAGCCGCAGUUUCUUUGGAUGUUUUGGUUGCUGUAAAUGACUGUUACGCAAAUAAAACACUUAGUCAUC
This is a messenger RNA of Dunckerocampus dactyliophorus (ringed pipefish), 1654 nucleotides long. RefSeq names its product pyruvate dehydrogenase E1 subunit beta (gene pdhb). The transcript has 11 exons. NCBI's taxonomy places the organism in Eukaryota, Metazoa, Chordata, Actinopteri, Syngnathiformes, Syngnathidae. The record is from RefSeq and is a predicted model, not a curated record. Gene Ontology annotation, molecular function: pyruvate dehydrogenase (acetyl-transferring) activity. The coding region runs from base 59 to 1144 and encodes 361 amino acids. Gene Ontology annotation, biological process: pyruvate decarboxylation to acetyl-CoA.